This is a messenger RNA of Westerdykella ornata, 1692 nucleotides long. RefSeq lists its product as uncharacterized. Gene Ontology annotation, cellular component: cellular bud neck; plasma membrane. The record is from RefSeq and is a predicted model, not a curated record. Bases 244 to 1527 code for a protein of 427 amino acids. NCBI's taxonomy places the organism in Eukaryota, Fungi, Ascomycota, Dothideomycetes, Pleosporales, Sporormiaceae. The transcript is spliced from 2 exons.
GCCGACUUCCCGCGACACAUCUUCAUUUACGCGGGCGCUCCUCAUCUCGACUGACUCCUGUCGCUGUGCGCCUUUUUCCACGCUCUCUGCCUCCUUAAUCAUAUCCUCGACCUACUGCCACUUGGGGGGAAUGUGAUGCGCCCCGUCACAUAACCUCCUUAACGUAUCUGUCGACGACUCCAUUCGUUUUACUUUCUCCACACUCGUUUCUGUGGGCCUUGCCCACUCGUUAUACACGCAAACAUGCCGUACCUUGAAUAUCUUGCGCCUCGCAACCCACUUACCGAUGCCAAAGACACUCUGUCCUCGUGGGACAAGUGCAUGGCCAAAACCUAUUGCAAGUGGCCAGUCAUCGUCGCCAUAAUCAUCGGUGUCCUGAUCCUCCUCUCUGUCCUCUUCUGCCUCGUGCGAUGCAUCUGCUGCGGUGCCGAAAUCGCCUGCUGCUGUUUCAAGUGCUGCACCUGUUGUUGCGGGGGGAAUUCGAAGGGACAUAGGCGCGUGGCGAGCGAACCGCCUCCGCCUCCCGUGUAUGGCGGUGGAUAUGCUUCCUCGACGCCUGCUGGCGGGCGAACCUACGACACGCGACCCGUCAACCAGCAGUACCGCUCGCACGCCGCUCCUGCAUUCGCCUCCGAGCCCGAGCGACCGCAGUACGCGAGCUUCGAGACGCCGAGCAAACCCGUCAACGAAGACGCGCUUCCAAACAUGCCGACCUGGAGCGAAGCCACGAGCACGAAGGUCCAAGUCGAAGUCCAGGAGACGGCCCUGCCGGAGAAGCAAGGAGACGUGGAAAUGGACAGAUUGGACUACAACGGCGGCGUCGCCAUGGCCGCGGCAGCAAGGAGAUCUCCCGCGCGUUCACCGGUGCAGAGAUCGCCUACGCAGGACUCGUACGGUUUCCCUCCCGGCUACCACCACAACGACUCGUAUGUCGGCGGUGGAGGAGGAGCCGCGCGGAGAAGCCCCGGUCCUCGUCCUCCUCAAGGAGCACAGUAUGCUCACAGCGACGACGGGUAUCGUGGGAUAUCGCCCGUGCACGCACAGUCUCCCGUACAUGCGCACUCCCUCUCCCCAGUGCACGCGCACUCCACGUCUCCAGUCUACGGCGCCUCACCCGGCUAUCCCACCACCACCUCCCCCACCUACGGACGUCGUUCACCCAACGCUCCCCCGUAUGACCCGUACGACGGACCCGCACCCCCUCCUCGACAUACCCCCGAAGCGUCGUCCACCGCCUACGCCUACGACAAUUCCAACGCCCGCACCGACGCACCCUACCCAAAUCAAGACUACGGAAUCGACUACAACAACAACAACCCCCCCUCGGGAUCCACACGGUUCGAACAACAACCCCCUGCGUCAGCGGCCAUGGCGACCUACCCAGGCCAACAGUCCUAUGGCACAGAGGAGCGCCAGUACCCGGGGCAGCAGGCGUACCAUGCCUAUACUCCUGCGCCGGCGCCGCAGGGGGAGCAGUAUACGGGGGUGAGUAGGAAGGCGGUGGAGGGGAGCUGGAAGGAGGUGUAGGGCGCCUUCACUUUUGUCUGUAGCUGGAGGUGGCCUUGAUUUGUUGAUACUUUCGUCUUCUUCGACGCUUCGCUUCUUAUUGAUAUACCAUCUUUUCUCUGUUGUUUCUAGUCUUAUGCAUAGCGAUGGCGUUGUGGGGUUGUCGCACCGCGCUCGUUCGAUUUC